Molecule: messenger RNA, 8557 nt
Organism: Caenorhabditis auriculariae
Lineage: Eukaryota; Metazoa; Nematoda; Chromadorea; Rhabditida; Rhabditidae
Source: the annotation of a GenBank genome assembly
AUGCUGACGCUACUAAGUUGGUCACUGGAAGCUCCCGGACACUAGAGUUCACCAGACCGAUCGUUCAACCAUUUCAAUUGAUCAAACUAUUGACAUUUCACUGUUCAACCAGAUUUUAACAUGUCAUUUCUCGAGAGAUCGUUUAUUAGAUCAGUUUUUGAUCACUUAAAUUAAUGACCAAUCAUUGGAUUUCAAUGUUUUGAUGGAUCGAUAUUCCGAGCAAAAUUUUUGGUAUAACUUUUUGAUCGAUGCUUUGAGAAUAAAAUUCUGACCAAUAUCUUGAGAAUGAAAAUUCUGAUCAAUCAAUAAUUUGACCAAAACUUUCAAUACAACAUUUUGAUCAAUAAUUAUUUCAAGAAAAAUGAUCUUGCCACGGGGGGUUUCGUUUUUUUGCAUAGGAUGAAUCUUAACAAAAUUCUGGGUCAUAAGACGGGAAAGGUAGAGCUAGUGGAGACACUGAAAAAACUUUUUUUUAGCCUUUUUUUUCUUUUUUUAGAUUUUCUUGCAUAAUAUUUAUUUGAUAAGCUUCAGAAGCCCAAAAGCGAAACAAUGACCACUCGAAGUUUGGCCCCUCGCCCAGACCCAGCAAGAAAACAGGGAGAUCGCGAGACGAUAAAAUCCACAACGAGUUGAAGCGAAAAUCCAUGCGCCAAGAUUACCAUCUCCGAGGUCCAACCAUCGGCCGACCAAAAGACCCAACUCUUCGCGAGAUUUUUUCCUCGAAGCUUUCGUCGAGCUGCCGCGUCGCAACGUCAUCAUGCGUGAGCUGCACGUCAAACUUCGUCGGAUUUGGUCUUUGACUCCGCGAAUUCGACGCUUUUUCAGUAACCACAGUGUCGGCAUCGGCGACUGGGUCGGUUUUUAGUUACGCUUUUGAGUCUGUUUUAAAGGUGUGAAAUUUUUUAACAAAAUUUGGAUAGGCGAAGUUCGUGAACUUCGAAAAGGUCUCAAGGCGAAAUUUUCUAUUUUUUUUGGUCAUCACGCAUUUUUGAGACAGUACUACGGCGGCCGGUGGCCGGUCAGUAUUGCGCAGUCAGUUUCGGAGCCAGGAAAUUUUUUAAAUUUUCUUUCUUUUUUGCAAUCUGGACCUAUUUCUCGAGGUUACAAGGUAAGUUACGUCACAAAAAAUACACAAGAUUUCAUUUUAUUAUUGAAAAACCUAUCCAAACUACCGUAAUACGACCGGCCAUUUUAAACAGGCGUGUCAUUCAAGAUUUUUCUAUUCUCAAUGUUUAUCUGACUAGUGAGUUGUGAGUAAGUAUUUUUGAACAUAUUUUUUUUUCAAGCGUUUUCUUUUUAAAAUAUUUUUUUUCCUGCAUCCUUUUCCUGAUUACAUUGAAAAGCUUAAAUUUUAUUCAUUGAAAAAUUUGAUCAGAAGUACUAUUCUGCAGAUUUUCCGAGCCGCUCUGAUUCUCCUUGCCAUUUUUUGCGGAUGUGCCUGGUACUCGAGAACCAUCAACAUGUGGUCCAUGAAGAAUAUUGGCGACACUUUUUUGAGGAAACAGCAAAGUAAGCCAUUUUCUUCGUCUAAAGUCGGUUUCUAGACAGACAGACUUACAUACAAAAAAGGAGCAAAAACGCAUAUUUUUUUAACUUUUAGACUCACGACAAAUAAUCCUCGGCUCAUUCUGGAGAGAAGAAAGAGAACAAAACGUCGAUGGAAGAUUCGCGGUAAAAACCUGUUGAAAAUCUGAAAAAAUUAAAAAAAAAAGUUUAGGUCAUUCAUUUUCUCGGCGAUAGUCGGAUUGAGCAUCCGGUUUACUGCUUCUCCAUGGUUCCCAACAAUGAAUAUGCAGGUAAAACUGGAAAAUAUGGACCAAAAAGCCUUCGUGAAAUAGAAAACUUGAAAUUAGGAACUAAAUAGAGAAGUUGUUGAAUUAAUUAUUUAAAUAAAAAUCAGAUUUUUGCAUAGAACUUCAUCACUAUGUAAUGGCUGAGUGGUCACUAUCGGGGUUAGGGAAAAAAAAGUCCCUUUAGUGGACAAAAAGGGCUUUCUAGAGGGUCUAGGUGGUCCUUAUAAAAGCUUACGUGUUAGUGUCGGACCCCAAGCCCCUAAAGCUCAAGGGCUCCCUAUAGGGUUCUUUUAAUUUUUAUUCACUUGAUAAUUAAAGAAAAGCUAACUUGAUCAAAAAAUGGACUAGCAUGUUCCUUAUGUAGAUGCCACGAACUAAGACCCCUAUAGGGGCCACUUUUACAAAAUCCAGUUAGAAUAAAGUGAGUUAGUGAAAAAAAAUAAUUUGACUUUUUAGAGUCAGAGAACGCUUCGAAAUUUCUGAAAAGUGUAGACCGAAUUGAUUUUUCGAAUCAACUUUCAAAAUUAAAAUUAGUAUAGUCUGUACCACGACUUGAAAUUUCAUAGAACGACAUUCCGCUGUUCCGCUCCGAGCCUUUGCGCACUUUUAAUUUUUCAUUUUAUUUAAGAACUCGACCAAAACGUGUUCCUAGUGGAACAGUCCAUCUAUCAGAAAUAAGAACCAAUUAAAAGCGAGACCGAGGCUCGCAAAGACGCUUCGCGACGCAGCGGAGCAGCGGAGUGUCGUUCGGUGAAAUUCCAAGUCUUGGCACACAGACUAUAUCAUUCCCCAAAAUUCAUCAAUUUUUAAAAUUCUUCAAUCAACGAGCAUUUUUUUUAGUAACACGCGCAACAGUUCAACGGAUCCACAGAGGAAAAAGAGCCGCCUCGGAUAUUUGCUCCUGGGCGGGACAUAUUGCCGAAUGUCCUUUGGAAGAACAUGCCUAUAAGGAUUUCAAGUCUAUUUUUUUAAUAUUUUCAGAUUUGAAAUCUCAAAAAUUCAGAAUCAGCACCACCCCAUUUGUCGAAGAUUCAAUGCUCAUUGUUCCAGAGGCUCCUUUGAAGUGAUUAUAAUGCGUUUUUCGAUUAAAAAUGUAAUCUUUUCAGAGAAAAACGACACGAUCUUGUCGUUUGCAUGGCCCCCAUGUACAUUUACACCGAUUGGCAGACGCUUUUGGCUGGAAUUGGUUAUUUUCUUUUCCAAAUCAGUUAUCAAAUUGAGAAUUUCAGAGAUUUGGCUAGCCAUGGGCGCGACAAAAAUCGUGGUUCCUGUUCAGUCUGCCUCCACGACGACCUAUCGAAUUUUGGAAGAAUAUCAGAAGAAGGGUGAAUUUGUUGAAAUAAUGGUCUUACCCAUAGUUUUUUGAAAUCCCUCGCAUUUUUAAGAUUUUUUUGUUUCGAUACCUUGAGUAUGACUUUAAAAUACUCAAUACACUCCUUUCGAAUUCUCUUAAAUUAAAGAAAAAAAUUGACAAAAAAACGAACCGACAUUCCGCCGUGACGUUCUCUAUAGCGCGCAUUUGCACUCGCUUUUCCCUUAUAGUUUUGAAUUUUUCAAAAAGAUUUUUCAAGCGCUUGUGAAUUCUUUAUAAUUUUAAGAUUAUUCUGCAUUUCAGGUUCAAACUAUUCAAGUUUCAAGUUUUUUUCACUUAAAAAUUUUUCCAAUUUCAAUCAAAUCUUUGAACUUUUUAAGGCAUCGUUAUCAUCCGCCACUGGCCAAAAUGGCCCGUCCUUUCUGAUUCCAAUCCCAAUGGCCUUGUUCUCAGUCGAGGUUCGAAGUUCUACAUAUAAACUAUAUUUCAUCAGGCAUUGAAGAAUCCCACGUGAACUGCUUGUUUUUCGUCAAACCUUGGGCGGAUAUUGUCGUUUUCAGUGAUAUAGACGACCUUCUUUUGCCCGUGGAUCCGACGAAAAUCAGACCUGGAAUUAAUCUCGAGAUCAUUCGAGUGAGUUUGGAUUUAUUAUUUUUUUAGGAAAUGAUCUUUUUUCGCGCCUUUCGGACAUUUUUCUCAUAGAUCUAAGCUGUGCGUUUUGCCAAAAUACCAUGCUUUUUAAUUUGGAAAAUUUAUUUUUCUCAAACAUAGGCUUGAGAGCUUCUUAGGAACGUCAGAGUUGUCCCUAUAGGGGACAAAAAGAGCCCCUAGAGAAGUUGAAUUUAAGUGCUCCCUAUAGGGGUCUUUCAAAUUUUUUUUUUGAAAAUAUUUCUUCUCAUAGAGUUCAUAACAAUAAUCGUAGUAUUUCCCCUCUAGGGGCCACUUUUGUAAGCUUUUGCGGAACCUAUAGGAGUUGUUAGAAAUGUUCCUAAAAGCCUUCAAGGGCCCCUAGGGUUGCGUCCCUUUAGGGACCACUCUCGAGUUUCUGAUUUAUCCCUUCUUUCGCAUCAAACUAACGACUCCUGCGAGUCUCAUCUGAUUUUAAUUUGUACAAUUUUUCAAAAAUUCACAAUUUUGAAUUUGAGGGACUCAUUAGAAUUCACGUAUCUGAAUAAAUAAUUUUUGUUUAUCUAAAUUCAUUUCCUUAUAGGGCCUUUUCAAUGAGCACCCCCAGGCCGGUUCUUUUGCUUUUCGAGCACCGUGAUGUUCAAUUUGUUCCACCCAAAUCACAGGUUAAAGAUUAUUCCAUAUUCCAUUGGAAAAAUGAAUUUUUAGGACAAAUACAGCCUAUCGUCGUUCAAUUUCGAUUUUCUUAGAGAGUCGAGAAACAAAAUGAACUGUAAUGUUUGGCGGAUGAAGACUCGCGUCGUCGUGAAUGCCAGUCAGUUUGAGGGUCCAGAACUCAUGAAUUAAAAUGAGCUUUUUGCAUUGAUUGUUUGAGUUUUUUGGGCUCUUUUUCUUAUUUUUCGACGUUUUCUUCCUAAAAAUAUUUUUGGCAUUCAUGGAAAACGCUAGAAAUUGAAUCUCAGAGUUUUUCGGGUCCUUUUUUUUCGUAUUUUUCGACUUGAAAAUAAUUUUUAUCAUGAUAUCCAAAAUGUCUACUCGAAAUAUUCACUGAUUGAAUUUUAAUAUAUAUAUUUCUCGAAAAAUCAUAAAUUUCGGUCGUUUUCUCUUGUUUUCCCACAAUGUUUAGGUGAUCGUGUCAGGACUAUUUUUUUGAAAAAUUUCUUCAAUUUUUCGAUGAAUGCGGCUCAUUUUAGGAUCCUUUUUGUUGAAUUUGAUUGAGAUUUAAUCCAUCGCUAAUUUAUUGUGAGAAAAAAAUAUUAAUUGAAAAACAGUUUGCCUUGAAAAAAAUGAUCAAAAAAAUAUGUAGUCUGCUCAGAUUUUAAAUUUAAAGAACGUCAUUCAAAAACGCUCUGUGGAUGGCUCGCCCUCCGAUUGGUUUAUAGCGUCCUUAGGGGCGGAGCUUAAGCGAGAAAUUGACAUUCAAAAAUUUGUACAGAUAUUUUUUUUAAUUCUUUUUUUCGAUGACUUCAUACAGCCUUCGUGCUUCAAAAAUGAAUGAAGUACCUGAAAAACUCGAAAUUUUCGAUAAUUCAGGCCGCGUUGAUUCUGUCAACAUGCACGAAACCGGCAUCCAUCGGUUCGGCUACGUUCAAACUCGUGUUCCUUGUCGGAAGGUUUUUUUUUUGGGUUUUUUUCAUGAAAAAAAGGUUGAAAUUUUAUACGGUUCUACAAAUCUCUGUUCCAAAAAAAAGUCAUAAUCGGGUCAAAAGGUCAAAAAACUACCUUAUUUGCUCAAUUAGGUGUCCUAUAAAUUAAUUCAACAAAAAAAUAUUUUAAAAAAAUCAAAUAUUGACUUUUUGAAGCCAAUUUAUAUUUUUAUUCGUUGAAAAAAACUCGAUUCUGCUUUUUCUUUGUCGAGAAUCCAAUUAAUUUAUUACAUUUUUUUAUGUCGUUUCCAUUUUACAAAAAAAUUUAUUGAUUGUAUUUGAUAAAUACUCUGAAUUUUUUUAUACGAUUCUUCAAAUUUCUGUUUCAGAAAAAGUUAUUUUGGGGUUGUUUUUUUAUAAUUUUUGCUAAUAUGAAAUCCGGCGGUGUUAGAUUCGAAAAAUUAAAUUUUAAAAAUCUAAAAUUGAUUUUUCUUUCUCAGGAUUUAUAUAAGAAAACGUUUAAUUUUAUGUCCUCCUCCUUUUUUUCCUCCUUUUUUUCUGAGACAAAAAAAUUAAAAAUUAGGAAAUUUCAAAGUAAAAAUUUUUUUCUUUUUUUCCUGAAAUUAUAUCCACUUUUUGAAGUAGGAUUUCAGCGAUUUUAUGCUCAAAAAUUUCAAUUUCUAUCUCUUUUCCCUCAGUUUUCGAGUUUUUUUCAAUUUCAAAGUCGUUUUUCCGUUUUUCAAGAGUCGUUUAUUAUAUUCACUUUUUGGAGGAAAAAUUCAGUAUUCAAUGUUUUUUUCGCAAAAACUUUUUAUUGAUAUAUGUUUUACCCCCUAUUUUUGACUUUUUCUUUGCCAAGAACGCCUUUUCCUUUUUCAAAGUCAUUCUUUUUUUUACGAAAUAUUAUUUUCUCCAGGCUCACUUUUACCAUCUCCGUCACUCUCACAAUACGGUCCCAUCGCCUUCUCCCAUCGAUAUGAAUCCUCUCGUUGAUAUUCUCAAUGGGUAAUUUCUUAUAACCACGGCGUUCCCAAACGGGGUGGGGAGACGUCAAAAAAUUUUGGCCCUAAAAUUCAAAUUUGAAAUACGCAGCCAAAGGCGAUCGAACAAACGAGUUAUUAACGUUGAAUACUCCAUGUAAUUUGUGACGUAGGAUGACGUCAUUUUAUCCGGCGCGCGCACUUACUUUUUUUUUGUAAAUUCAGAAUCUUUGACGCCUUGCUCACCUUCCCUCACCCCUUUAGGAAUGUCGUGUAACUCCUCUCUUUUUUUUUUUACUAAUUCCCGAGUUUACAGUCGAUGGCAACAAAGAUUGGUCGAGUUUUCCGAGUUCCGGGACGCUCAACUGAAUAAAUCGAAUACGGAGUCUUUGGAGGUAGCUUUUCAGGGAAUAAAAACGGCUAUUUCAUCAAAAAAUGAGGGAAAUUUUUUUUUCACAGGAACACUGUUAGUCAGAGAGUUUUUGGAGGUACUUUUCCAGAAAAAAAUACGGUCAUUUUAACUGAAAAUUGAGUGUGAAUUAUAUUUUUUUACUCGGAUUUCAAGAGAUGAUUUCAACCAUUACAGAAAAUUUAUCAACCAGAACUUGGACUAGCCUGAUUUUUUUCUUUUUGUAGUUGAAACGGUCUAAAUUUCUUUUUUUGAACGCGGAAGAAGACUUGCAACAGUUUAUUUUGUGUUCGAAAAAAAACUUGAAACAGUUUGUAAUUCCUUUUGAACUCAAAACUGGUUCUUUGACAGUAGGAUUUUUUCUCUGCAAAUCUCUCGUUUUGCGUUUUUUUUUUACGUCAUUAUCACCUUUUCGGUGAGAGAGAAGAGUGCCCAGACAGGUCCGAUUUUUUUAAAUCAGAACACCUUUUUUUCAAUGCAAGACGAGAAAACCUCGUUAAUCGAAAACUUUGGAGCUAAAAUUUUAGUUUUAUGCAUGAUUCGAACGUUUCAAAGAUAAGAGUAUGACUCAUUUGCCAAAAUAUCGAAAAGUCUGAUUUGGGCUUUUUUUACGCUUGUGAGAGAAAAGAGGGCGCAGACAGGUUGAAAUUUUCAUGUAGCGGUGAGUAGAACAUACUUUCUUCAACACAAAAAAAGCAGAUAAAAGGGCGAUUUCAGGACUUUGACCGAUGUAUGGGCGCGAUCAACGAUGAACACUGGACAAUGCAAGUUUCGAGAUGUCUAACGCCUCACGUUUGCUUCACACGUCUCAAAAGGUUUUAGCUUGGAAAAAAUCAACUAAACAAUAAACUGUAGUUUAAAAAUGGCUGACAUGGGUAUUGAACUUGUUUGGAGUUUUUCCUGUAGUAAAAUUACAAUAUUGUCACCAGAACUCUUCAAAGAAUGAUCCGCAGGCUAGAGCGCUAGCCACUGCGUCCCUGGUGCGGACACAUCUCUUCUAAACAUGGUCACGUCUUGAAGGAUAAAAACUUUUGAAAAAUCAAACCUCAAAAACGGUAAUCCCCGACCUCCAAUGGAAAUGUAUUUGGAAAACCCCCCCGCCCAUUUUUAGGAGUUCCAGAGUGGGGCUUGUAGGGGUUAGGGGAACAAACUAUAAGGACCAAACAAGUGGUCCCUGUAGGGGUCUUUCAGCUUCAUUCAAAAAACGCUUAGUUAUUUAGUUUUUCGCAUGGAAAUGCUUCUUCGCAUAGAGUUUAUAACGAUUGCCGACCAGCAUGCCCCUAUAGGGACCACUUCUCAAGCUUCAGUGAUCCUUGUAGGGAUUGACAAAGGGGUCCCUAGAGGGGAUCUCCAAGGGCUCCUAUAGAGACCACUCUGGAGUUCCUGACUUGUUCAAUUCGGUGAAUUUUUCAUUUACCAAAUAUAACUGGAGAAUUUUCUAUUUUGAACAUUUGGUCGUUUUUUUAAUCGUUCCAUUGAUGUACUGUUUGGUUAUUAGUAAAAAAGAAAUAUGGAAACGGGAAAACUCCAAUUUUCGGCCUUUAUCUGAUGAAGUCUUACUAGUUAGUUCUCGUUUUAAUUUUCUCAUUUUUUUUCUUUUCAAAUCUCAUAAUUAAGUUUUUUCAAGUUUUCAACUUUGCUCAGAAACGUCGACUGCAUCGCUGUGAGGGCCGAUUACGAGUUCUACCGCUCUGGGCGGGGCUAUUUCAUGCUGCCGACAAAUGGUAUUGCUCAUAUUAUCCAUAUCCAUCAAAACAUUGCUCAUUUCAGUGACGACCCAAGCCUCACUGCCCAACUGCGAAGCUCCGGUCCCCGAAUUCACGUCUGGAAAUCACUUUUUCGCUCCGUAA